Molecule: messenger RNA, 3417 nt
Organism: Stomoxys calcitrans (stable fly)
Lineage: Eukaryota; Metazoa; Arthropoda; Insecta; Diptera; Muscidae
Gene: Sap-r
Exons: 12
Coding region: 73-3009 (978 amino acids)
Biological process (GO): sphingolipid metabolic process
Cellular component (GO): lysosome
Source: RefSeq, a predicted model, not a curated record
AAUAUUAACAUUAUUGUGCGCGUACAAGAGUAGUCAAAAAGAAAAGAUUUUGUAGGGAAUUGUGCGUUAACCAUGAAACAAGCAAAAUUUGGCCUUUGUGCCAUAGUGGCUCUCGUAGCUGUGUUUGGUUUGGGUGUAACCAAUGCCUCUCCCGUACACCAACAGUUGGUGGGAGCAAAAAAAUGCACCUGGGGACCCUCAUACUGGUGCAGUAACUUGGUGAAUGCUAAAGGUUGCAAGGCUGUUCGCCAUUGCAUUCAAACCGUAUGGGAAAGCCAUAAUGUACCAGAGGACAAUGAUUCCAUUUGCAAAAUUUGCAAGGACAUGGUUACCCAGGCUCGCGAUCAAUUGCGGAGCAAUGAAACAAUGGAGGAAUUGAAAGAAGUCUUUGAGGGUUCAUGCAACUUGAUUCCCAUCAAAGUUGUGAAAAAGGAAUGUUGCAAGUUGGCCGACGAUUUUAUUCCAGAAUUGGUUGAAGCUUUGUCAUCGCAAAUGAAUCCUGAUCAAGUCUGCUCUGUUGCUGGUCUCUGUAACAAUGCCGAAAUCGACAAACUGCUAACGAAAUAUUAUAGCGGCGCCUUGGAUGGUACUUUGCGCGAAAGCGAAGAAGACAAGAGCACGGAAGAGGUUAAAGCUGUUGCUGUCCAGCCAGCAAAGAAGGCUUCGUUGACUUGUGGCAAUUGCUUCAGUGUGGCCACAAUGAUGUCAAAUAAAUUCCAAACGAGCAAUCGCGAUGACAUUUUGGAAAAUAUUCUACACAUGUGUGGUGGAAUGUCCUCAUUCUCGGAUGCUUGUGCUAACAUCGUUUUGACCUACUUCAAUGAUAUAUAUGACCACAUUAAGGGAAACCUUCAACCUGCCGGAAUUUGCCACCUUUCUGGAGUAUGCGCAGCCAGAUAUCACCAGCAUCCUGAAGAUCCCAAGGAAGAAGAACCCAUCGAUUUAAUGGCCCCUGGCAAUGAUGACAUUCCAUGUGAAUUGUGUCAACAAUUGGUGCAUCAUUUACGCGAUUUAUUGGUGGCCAAUACUACCGAGGCCGAAUUCAAACAAGUCAUGGAAGGUCUUUGCAAUCAAACUAAGAAUUUCAAGAGCGAAUGUAUAUCUCUAGUUGACCAGUACUACCAUACCAUCUACACGACACUUGUCAAUGAUUUAGACGCCAACGGGGCUUGUUUCCUAAUCGGAGUGUGCCCCAAGGGUGCCGAUUACUUGUACAAAGGUGAUAUUAUGCCAUUGUUGCCUGUUUUGCCACCAGCUGAAAUUAAAGUAACUAUUCGCAAGAAGUUGGGUGCUCAUGAGCCCAAAUUCACCCAAGAAGACCUUCAAGCCAUGGCUUUGCCCAUUGAUCAUUUGAUGGGCGCCGCCAAUCCCUUACUUCUUGUCGAGGGUGGAGAGUUGUGCACCAUUUGCGAGUACAUGCUGCACUUCAUUCAGGAGACUCUGGCCACACCAGCUACCGAAGACGAAAUUAAAAGAACCGUGGAGAGCAUUUGCAACAAGUUGCCCAAGAGCGUUAAUGACAAGUGUUCGAAAUUUGUAGACGAAUAUGGCGACGCUGUUGUGGCAUUGCUUAUUCAAGGCCUUAAUCCCGCGGACAUUUGUCCCAAAAUGCAAAUGUGCCCAAAACACCAAGAAAAUCACAAUGACAUGGAAGUAUUCUCUCCAAAAACAAACGACGAACAAGACAAGCCCACGUGUCCCUUGUGUUUGUUUGCCGUCGAACAGGCACAAGAGAAAAUCAAGAAUGACAAGUCCAAGAAAAACAUCAAAGACGUCUUGGAUCACUUGUGCACACAUUUGCCACAAAAAUUGCAAGCAGAAUGUGUUGAUUUCGUUGAAACCUAUUCAUCGGAAUUAAUUGACAUGCUAAUAUCGGAUUUCAAGCCUCAGGAAAUAUGUGUUUCAUUGAAAUUAUGUCCCAAAUCCAACAACUAUUUGGAAGAAAUGGGCCUAAGUGCCGAAGAUGAUAGCAGCAGCCAGGAAUUUGAUAACGAUCUAUCCUUCAACGAAGUCGUUCCCAGUGAGGAACUUCCUGUAGAAAUUGUCUUCCAACAUCACUCCGAAGGCGUAACACCCAAUUGUUUGUUGUGUGAGGAAAUGAUAAAAUUAGCCGAGAAGCGUAUCAACAAGAAAACAACUAAGCUUGCGGUGGAAACCAUUUCCAAGGAUGAUAUCAAAAGGGCUUUGGAACAUUCCUGCGAUAAGAUGCGCACCAAUUUCCGUGCAAAAUGCCACAGAUAUGUGGACAAAUACGGUGACCAAAUAGCCGAGCUCUUACUUAAGGAAAUGGACCCGAAAUUGAUUUGUACUGAGUUGGGCCUGUGUCUCUUCAGCGAACAAGAAGAUUUGGAAAUUGACGAAGCCUUGAAAUACGAUGUCAUUGCGAUGCCCACAGAAAAUGUGGUUUUGGGCAAAAGUGACCGUUACAGCGGUCUAGAUACAUCAUUGAGGGUGCAAGAACCACCAACAUGUGUUAUGUGUGAAUUCAUUAUGACCAAAUUGGAAAACGAUUUGAAGGACAAACACGAGCAGGAACAAAUCAAAGCAGCCAUUGAAAAUGUUUGCAAUCACAUGCCCAAAACGGUUACCAAAACCUGCGAUAAUUUUGUAGAGAAAUACGCAGACGCCAUCCUUUCCAUGCUUGGAUCGGUGCCGCCCAAGGAAGUAUGCCAGCGUAUGUUACUAUGUUUCGAUGGCUUGAGUGUGGUUUCGGACGAAGUCAUAGAGUGCGGCGUUUGCCACGGAGCCACCUCAUCACUAUUGCCUUAUUUCAGAAUGGUAAAUACGGAGCACGAUAAUAUAGAUGCCACCGAAAUGACUGAAGUGGCUUGUGAGGCAGUACCAGCCAAAUAUUAUAGCAUCUGUUCUGAAUUGGUUGAGGUUUACGGCAAGAGUAUCAUGCAUUUGUCAGAGAGCAUAGUGAUUGACGAGUCUAGCGUUUGCUCCCAAAUUGGCAAAUGUUUUAAUCACGAGAAGUCUUCCCUAGCCUUUGCCAGAAUUUCAGGCUAAAACUUCAGUAACUGUUGCAGAUGCAUGUUUAUGGAGAACUUAAAGUUAUAGCAAAAAUUGGUGAUUAAAAGGCGGGUGAAUUCUUAAUUGUAUUGUGAUGCAUUCUUUUCUUUUGUAUAUUGUCGUUUAAAACCCAACAAAAAACUAUUAAAACAUAUGUCUAAAACUAUAGAAUUCAUUGCGAAAAACAAAAUAUAAAUAUCGAAAAAAAGAACGAAAUUUUCAGUUUCAACCAUUGCUAACUAUCACACAGACAUGUAUUUCUUAUUGCGCAUAUUCAUAUCUGCACUUCUCAUCAUUUAAUUAUUUUUCUCUAACGUUUAUAAAAUAUUAGUUGGCUAAUUCUAUUUUAUAUUAGUUUGUAAAGACUUUGUCAAAAGAAUGAAAUAAAGUAAAUAUAAUAUUAAA